Messenger RNA from Nerophis lumbriciformis (worm pipefish), 2667 nucleotides. Lineage: Eukaryota; Metazoa; Chordata; Actinopteri; Syngnathiformes; Syngnathidae. The record is from RefSeq and is a predicted model, not a curated record.
AUGCCUUCAUCCAGGAUUUCCAAUAAUUGGUCACUGUCAGAGGUUCUGGGCCAACGAAGGCGUCUUUUAGGGCUUGGCGCUCUGCUGGCCUGGUUGGUCCUCUUCCAUCUCCUCGUCAACGUUUGGCUUCUCUGCGUUUUCACUAGUCUCCUGGUUGCUUUAGGAGGUUGGCUCGGAUCGCGAGCCAUUCUGGACGCCAACAGCCUUCUCCACUUGGAGCAUUUUUUGCCACUCGGCGGGGCGACGCCGCCUCAGUGUUCGGCCGAACACGAGUGGAGGCUCAAUCAUGAGAUCCACUGUGCCGUCCACAAAGCAGUCCGGGAUUUUGUGUCUUCCUGGUAUCGCACUCUUCUGCCAGAAGUGGAGGGAGAAUUUGAACGUGCAGUGCGUAAUUCCAUGCUGGAUUCAGUGAUGGAGUUGAAGGAGCGGGCCAGGCGAGUUGACAGAAAGGCUCUGGUCCAGCGCCUUUUAGAGGUGUAUGGCUGCCACCUUCAGAGCUACAUGACCGCCAGACACAUGCAGCUGGAAAAAAGGGGUGAAAACGUUAGCCUUUGGCAGCUUUACCAGGAAGUAGACAGUCCUCAUCCUGCCGUGAGCGACGCAGCCGCUGAGCUCAGUUAUGCCAGAGCUCUGGUUAAUCUCGUCCUACAUGUGCUUGUUCCGUACCCUCAGAUGGAAACCAGGACCGGAGGCUACAUGGUUACUGAACUCAUCACCUGCAAUGUGCUUCUACCGCUAAUAAGUAGGGUGUCUGAUCCCGACUGGCUCAAUCAAACUAUAGUAGAUGUCUUCACCAGGUCGCAAAAACCUCAAGAUACCGCCCUUUACGGGUGUGCUCUUCACGAUUCGUGGAUGACAUGCCUGUCGUCUUCGGAACAAGCGAGCCUCAACAGCGAAAGCAACUCCGAUCUGCUCAGUCCGAUAAGUGAGGAGGACUCCUCUCAGUGUAGCAUGCUGAGCCUGGAGACCUGUUCUGGAAGGGAUGAGAAUUGCCAUCCUGGUCUGCUCACACCGUGUAAGGUCAACUGCUGUUCCCUGACAUCUGGACACUUCUCUCACCUUCAAGAGUCCAAGAUGCACUCCCUGGACUCUUUGACGCAAUCCAACACGGAAGAUGACGUGACCAAACGUUUGUGCGAAUGCGGCCCCUCAACCAAUUUUUGCAACACGAUGAAUUUAAGGGAUGACGCUGACGAUUUUGGCUGCUUCGCACCGCUGAAAAAUCUGGGGCCUAAGGUAGUGGUGCCUGUGGAGUCCCACUGGCCUGCUGGUAUUGCUCAAGAGAAAUCCCCGGCAGGCCCCUCAAGUAGACUUUGCCUGAACCCCUUAAACUUUGACACUCCAACCAAACCAACAGUGGACAUCCAGAAUGUACAGAUUGCUGGUACAGUUACUGCAAAGGAGCAGCGUGGCACUGGAACACAUCCUUAUACUCUCUACACUAUCACGUUUGAGACGGCAACAUGCCCUGAAAACAGUGACCCGUUGCAACCUGCGACCUGUCACACGGUCAAUCGCAGGUACAGCGAGUUCCUCAACUUGCAGACACGAUUAGAGGAAAACCCAGAAGUAAAGAAGUUUGUCAAGAAUGUGAAAGGUCCAAAGAAAAUGUUCCCCGACCUUCCCUUCGGGAACACAGAUUGGGAGAAAGUAGAAGCCCGUAAAGGCCAACUGGAUACGUUCCUGAAGCAACUGAACAGCAUACCUGAAACAGCGAGAAGUGAAGACAUGCAGGAGUUCCUUUCGCUAAACUCAGGGGUUUGCACUUAUUUUGGGAAAAAGCCGUUUGUCAAGUCAAGAAUUGAUAAGAUGAUGGAGAACGCUUUAGACACAUUGAAGACAGCCUUUCCUCACCCCGAGGCUAUGAGUCCUACAGACGAUCUUGAGGGAGACUCUGACGGGAGAACACUGGACAACAGAAAGUACAGGAGGCUCAUGUUCCCAAGCAAAGUGUCUCCAUCUCUCAAUAUACCAGACCUACAUCCUAAAGUGACUUACUGCUUUAGUGAAGGAAGCCCUGUUCUCAAUGGCAUGUCCUUGUCCAGACUGGAGAACUUUGUCUUAGAGCAGGAAAGGCUUUUAUGCAAAGAGCAGGCUAAGCAAAGUGAGCCCUUAGGCACAAACAAAACAACUGGUGGGAAAACUCACAGCCCAGACACAGCUGUGGCGGAUGUUGCACUGAACAUUUUGUGCUUGUUGAUGAAGGACCAGUGGCGUUGGCUGUGCACUGAGAACAUCCAGAAGGCCAUCAGGCUUAUCUUUGGCACUUUUAUUGAGAGGUGGAUGGACGUCGGGGUGACCCAUCUUACCAGCGCCCCCUGUUGGGUGAUUUACCUCCAAGUGCUGCAGGAGGCCGUGUGGCCCGGAGGAACUCUGCCUGCCCAACCACAGCCGGAGCGCAGUCCCGCAGAGAGGGAAGAAACCAAGGAGCGAUGCCUGGAAUGUCUCAUGCAGCUCCUUCCUGAGCUCAUCGCUGACAUGUUAGGCAGUGAUAAGUACAGACUGAGCUUGGAGACCAUGCUGGAGUCUUUACAGGACCACCACAUUAACAAGCAUCUCAUUUACUGCAUUUGUGACCUGCUGCUGGAGUUUCUCAUACCAGAAUCGAGCGACGAUUCCUUCCAGAGGUCUCUCCUGCACAAUCUUUGCAAAGAUACUCCCACAUAA